Neolamprologus brichardi is the source of this 1129-nucleotide messenger RNA. The record is from RefSeq and is a predicted model, not a curated record. NCBI's taxonomy places the organism in Eukaryota, Metazoa, Chordata, Actinopteri, Cichliformes, Cichlidae.
GCAGUCUGUCAGGCUGUCUGAUCACAGAGGAAGGCUGUACUUCUCUGGCUUCAGCUCUGAGCUCCAACCCCUCCCAUCUGAGAGAGCUGGACCUGAGCUACAAUUAUCCAGGAGACUUAGGAAUGAAGCUGCUGUCGGCUGGACUGAAGGAUCCAGGCUGGAGACUGGACACUCUCAGGGUGGAUCCUGCUGGACUCCAAUGGUUGAGACCAGGUCUGAGGAAGUAUUCCUGUCAACUCACAAUCAACACAAACACAGUGAACACAAAGCUCCAACUGUCUGACAACAACAGGAAGGUGACAUAUGUGGAGGAGGUUCAGCCAUAUCCUGAUCAUCCAGACAGAUUUGAUGUUUAUGAACAACUGCUGUGUAGAAAUGGUCUGACUGGUCGCUGUUACUGGGAGGUCGAGUGUAGCGGAAGAGUUGAUAUAUCAGUGAGUUACAGAAGAAUCAGAAGGAAAGGAAACAGUUACGAUUGUUGGUUUGGAAACAAUGAUCAGUCCUGGAGUCUGUGGGGUUCUGAUGAUGGUGCUCAUUCUGUCAGUCAUGGUAAAAAAACAACACCCAUCUCCUCCUCCUCCUCCUCCUCCUCUUCCUCCUCUGUCUCUAACAGAGUAGCAGUGUAUGUGGACUGUCCUGCUGGCACUCUGUCCUUCUACAGAGUCUCCUCUGACACUCUGAUCCACCUCUACACCUUCAACACCACAUUCACUGAAACUCUUUAUCCUGGGUUUUGGUUCUGGUCUCCUGGUUGUUCAGUGUCCCUGUGCUGAGUUGAGUGUAAAGAGUGUCCUCCUGUUAGAGAAACACUCUGACUGUUGAACAGAUAGUUCAGUCUGUACAUGUCUGUCUCUUUCACUCACACAUGUAAGGCCAAGAACUAACAUGGGUUAGCAGAUCUGCCGAAGACUCAUUGUGAGCUCUGGUCUUAUAUACAGCCAGUCAGAUUGCCACCAGUUGGGAAUUCAGGGAGGAGCAACGAGAGCUCCCCCAGAGGAGGAGAGCCGAUGCUGUGGAAAAUUACUGUGACUUAACCAGACCAUGACAUAAAGACCGGAUAGUGUUGGGCAAGUUACUUUGAAAAAGUAAUUCAUUAUAGUUACUAGUUACUUCUUCAAAAAAGUAACUG